GCGGCGGCCCCGAGCAGGCGGCGUGGGGAUCGCGGCUCCCCUGUCCCCCCGGGACCAGCCGGCGGGCACCGCUGCCGCUCGUCCCCCGUCCCCUCGGCGCUGCCGGAGCAGCUCGGCGGGGGCCGGCGGGCCGCCCCGCCAUGGAGGGCGAGGCGAACGGGACCCUCCACCCGUCGUGCGGCGCCAGCCAGCCGCCCUACGCACAGGAGCUCCUCCAGAGCCUUGACCUACCAGGGAGAUUUCUCUUUGCAAUCUUGACUCUGAUGAUGCUAAUUGCCAAUCUGGUGUUUAUAGAGGAAGCGGUCUACAUCUACAGGAAAAUCCCCUCCUCCAAAAGUUCAAUCAUAAUUUGGAUUAAUGCUGCAGCUCCAGUGAUCGGUACUACAUCAUGCAUUGGCAUGUGGAUUCCUCGCUCAGCAAUGUUUACAGAAUUCACAGCAGCAGUAUUUUUUGCCAUAGUUAUCCACAAGUUCCUGCUGAUGAUGAUUAAAGAGUGUGGAGGUCAAAAGCUGCUCCUCAGGCGGUUUGAAAAUUGUCGCUGCAAGAUCAGCACUGGUCCCUGCUGCUGCUGCUGCCUUUGCCUCCCUCAUGUGCGCAUCACUAGGCGAACCCUCUUUUGGCUGAAGCUGGGCACCUUUCAGUUUGCUUUCCUUCGACCUGUGUUCAUGUUUUUAUCAAUAGUGCUUUGGACUAAUGGCAAUUACACCCUUUACAAUUUAUCUCCCAAAGGAGCUGCAAUAUGGAUUAACUGCUUUGUUGGUGUCCUCACCAUUAUUGCCCUGUGGCCGGUUGGAAUCAUGUUUCAACAAGUUAGGACUCUCCUUAUCUGUAAGAAGAUCAUCCCAAAGUUUGCUCUUUAUCAGUUUAUCCUCAUUCUGAACCACUUGCAGGCAGCUAUUAUCAACAUCUUGGCCAUGCAAAGAAUUAUUCCCUGUGCUCCACCACUCUCCUCCUCAGCAAGGGGAGCAUAUAUCACCCAGCAGCUCCUCAUCAUGGAAAUGUUUCUGAUAACCCUAAUCUCAAGGGUGGUCUAUCGGAGAAGAUACAAUGACCUAGAGCCUCUGGAGUGUACGGCUGAAGAAGCUGGGGACAACAAGCAGACCCCUAAGAUUAUCCUGAAUGGUGCAGUUAGUGAAGAUGGAUUGCCAAGGGUUUAAAAGCCCUGGUGCUCCUAUUCUGCAGGAGCUGGAAGCUCAGCUUCAGGAGCUUGUAUAUUCUUGCACCACAAAUAGUCACUGUCCACGUUGGAACAAUUUCUGACAUAAACGCCUGUGAGCUGCAGUACUGGAAGGACUACUAGUGGAAAGAUAACCCCAUUUGUUCUCCAGUGAUAUAUACAUGGUGUGAGGGUUUUCAUACCAUGUAAUUUAGUAAGAUUUCAUACCAUGUACUUUCAUGCCGUUAUUGAGCACUUGAUGGUAGCCAGAUUAUCUCACAGUGUGAUUUUAUUUUAUUUUUAUUUUUCAGCUAUUAGAAUGGCUAUGAUUUAGAGUUAACCCAGAGUCAUUCUUAUUCUUCUCUUUUGACUUUUGAAAAUCUUAUUUGACCCUGGGUUACCAUCAUAUAUCCAACAUGACAUAUGUUCCAUCCUUCCUCCAUUAAAAUUUAUCAGCUCUCACUCUAUGCCAUGAGCUCACCGUAGCUAAUUCUGAUCAAUAAAUACAUUUGCAUAUGUUUGUUCUGAAAUCCCCAAACCUGUCUGGGCUCUCCACCUACAUAAAUGAUGAUCUUUUUAGGGCAAGACAUUUUACUCACCUUUUCCAAGGUGAAUUCCUUUGCAGCUCGCCUGCUAACUUGGUAAAUACAGAGUUGCUCUUUGUAAAUAUGUCACUGGCAGAUGUUCUCCCUAGGGAUGGCAGGUUCUCUGUCACCGGCACAGAAAAGGAAAGUAGGAGUUAGAGCCUGAGAUGUCUUCUGCCACUGUUCUGUGAUGGUUCAUUGAGCUUUGCUUCUCUGCUUGGAAAAUGGGAAUAAUGAUAAUCAGGAUCCUUGUGAUAAAGGUGUCUGUGGGGCUAAGAGCUACUGAAAGGAGUCUCUUUCAAAAAAUCCUUACCUCCCCAGCUUCUUCACCCCAAAUUUGACCUGCCCUGGCAUUCAGUAGGACAUUGACUAUCAGAGGAUCUUUUCAAUUCACACCCAUUGCUCUGUUUCACAUAAACCAAUUUUUACUUUUUGCAAAUGACCCCAAUGUUUUUGGAUUAACUUAAUUGCUUUGAUUUAGCUCACUAUAAUUUAUAAAAUGAUACUGUGUUUAGUAAGCAUUUGGGUAUUUUGUUUGUUGGGGCAGGAGGUGCAGUGCCAUAUGCUAGCACUUGUCUAUCCUCAUAUAAUCUGAGCCCUAGAAGUAAAUACCCAAUCCAUGCAGCAAGAAUUCUUAUUCCAUAUGUAGGCUGGGAAAAAGUUUCAUGUUGGAAAAUACGUUAAUAACAUCUUUUACCUAUAUUAUAUCAAAUAUAGCUUAUCAUCAGAGCAAAGCUAGGCAGAUAGUGGGGCUUUAUUUUUAGUUGACUAGGAAUUAAAAAAAUACUCUCAGUUUGGGAGUUGGUGGAAAAUGAAGUAUUCUGACAAUGGCUACUGAACCAUCUGGAAGUAAAAGGGGGUUAAAUCAAACAAAAUGUUUUCUUCUCUCUGAUUGAGGUCAGAAACAAUAUUUUCUUUAACAAUUGAAGGAUUCCAUUAUAGUAGAAAAACUGAAUUAUUUUUGUUUUGAAGUGUUUGAAACAAUUUUUAGAUUUAAAUUUUUCCUAAGCAGGCAGUCUGGGAAAUCAAUACAGAUUCUUGGACUCAUUAACAUGACAGAAUCUGCACUUUUCCUUUGAAAAAUAGCUUAGGUGAAAAUUUUCACUCUGCAUUAGAGUGUGUCAGUAGAAUUAACUGGCGUCAGCUAACAUAUUCUUCACAUGGGCAAUCUUAAUGUAUUUUAAGAUUAUGGCUAUUAGCAUAUUCCUAAUGUUGCCUUAUAUCAAUGUUGUCUGGGCCACAGGUACAUUUGUAGACUCGCAGAGCAGUACUUAACUUCAUAAGGGCAUUGGGAAUGGUUGGCUGUGAGUUCAAGCAGCUUCAGAUCUGGAAAAUAAAAUUCUUUGAGUUGUUAAGGAA
Molecule: messenger RNA, 3099 nt
Organism: Phalacrocorax carbo (great cormorant)
Lineage: Eukaryota; Metazoa; Chordata; Aves; Suliformes; Phalacrocoracidae
Source: RefSeq, a predicted model, not a curated record